CCACCCUUAAAUUUUAAAGUCAUCCACCAUAAGUGCUCUAUUGGGGCCUGGCAUUAGAAAAGAAUCUCUCACUGAUGUAGGGGGGGGGGGAAGGCACUCGUGUACUUCUAUUAUGUCCUGCAUGAACUUAGAGAUCUUUGCACCACAACCAAUUCGGUGCGGGUGGAGCCAUCCAAAGAAAUGCCAUCCCACAACAUCAUUGAUCUACUGUGGAAUGCUACCUGAGAAAUAGCAUGGGGCGUAUCCUUCUCUUGAGUGUCUCCAUAUGAAAUUAUGCCCAUCUGAAGAUUUGAAGGCUACUCUCACUUCAUCUGUAACAUGUAAAGUGAACUUGUUCCAAAAUCGUUCACUGUCCAGUUCACACGUUCCUCAGCGAAUCAAAGCCUUGCCAUUUUCUGAGCUGUGAUAAGAAGAGGUCCAAGAGCCUGAGGUUAUUUUCAUUGAGCCUUCUUCUUACCAUCAUGGAGGAAUCGAAGCAUUUUGGACUUGUCAUCAGCUCAAGAAGACUGACCAGUAAGGGAAUAUAAACUGUUCAACUUGAAAAAAAAAGAAAAAAAAUGUCUGUCUUUGGAAGAUAAAAUAUGUGCAUCUUUAAUGGAGAAAGCAGCAAAUUUGUAUAAAUUUGAAAUUUUAUCUUUUCAACUGUCUAAACUAAAAUCCAGAGGUUUUUAUGGAACUGAAGUCGACAUUGAGUGAUAAGUUAAUUAAAUGAUGACUGACUCACUGAACUUGGACUCCAAUGACAUCGUCGGGAGCCUGGAGGAUUUUGAUUCUCUCCAAACGAUCAAGGCUGAACUUGACAUUCUUAAUGAGCAAGUGCAUCAUGAUACACGGAAGGUGGUAAUGACGCCUACACAUAUGGAGAUUUUGCCUGAUAUCCUUCCAAAGGAAGAAGACAUCAAAUCUAGCGAUGAGCAGAGAAUGGAGGAUGAUGAGAUGGACGAUGAGAUGAUGACAGCAAACAUGAUGGAAGACACGAUAUCCAAUGAGAUGAUGCAAAAAGUCAUGGAAAUGCAGGAGGAAGAGGUAGAUAUUCAGACUGAUCAUAUCCACAACAUGGAAAGUGCUAUCAGUCAUGACAACAGUUCACUCUUCUCUGAAGGUGUCAUUGAAGAGACCAUUGAGGAUGAGCAGGUCAUCAAAGAACAUAAGCCAUUAAUCUAUGAUGAAGUUGAACACAUUUCCCAAAAUCAAAUUUUGGAAGAAAAGGCUGAUUUUAUAGAUGAUAUUAUAAAUGAUGAUGUCAUUCCUGAGGAAACGGUGAUUGAGUCAGGGCAAGUUGAAGACAAGACAUUUCAAUCAAAGGAAGAGGAAAUGGAAAUUCACUCUGAAGAAAUGAGACCCGAGGUCAUUCCAAGGAAUCAGCAAAUGGAUGAAGAUGUAGAUUUAAAGGAAGAAGUGGAGGAGAAAAGUGAAGAGCAAAAAAGCAAAAAACACCAAACCCAAGAGUUGACCCUUUCUGUUGACACACACACGUCGACUACUGUCAGUAGUGGAAUUUAUGUUGUUAAUACAACAAGAGGCCAAUCUCUUCUUCAGGGAAAUACAAUUAUCACAUCAAAAGAAAACACUCCUAAAAUGGCUCGUGUGGUGACAAUUCCUAGUACAGUUGAUGGUUUGGGAACAUCGACUGCAGGACAGACUAUCAGGAUUGUCGCUCCUCAAGGAAAGGUGUUGGGUGGUAUGGGAAAAGCCUUCACACUGGAGCAAGCCAGGAGAAUGGGACUCAUCUCACAAACUAGUUUAAAUCAGAUAUUACCUACAAAUGCAAAGACUGUAACUGUUAUGAAGUCCCCAGCAAAAAUUCUUCCUGCACCACCACCUUCUAUACAAAAUAAAGCGGGGGCGCAGAAGGUAAAUUUAAUUCGGCAUGCCAAUGCUCUCAAACCUGGUACCAUUCUGACAACUUCUACUCCUGGGAGCCCAGUCAUCAGAACAUCAAAUCAAUCUAUCGCAACACAUCUGCAACUUCCUGGAGGAACCAAACAGGUCCAAUAUGUGAAACUUAUUGGUGGGAACAAAGUGCUCAUGCCUGUAUCUCUGCAAAAAACAAUACCAGUAGCUGCGCUCUCUUCAUCUCUCCUCAACUCACAGACAACAUACAAAGUACUGCCAAUAUCAACUGCUCAGAGUACAAAUACUAACAGUAUUACACAGAGAGUGCUCAUACCAGCAUCAGCAGUACAACAAACCUCUGCCACACCUCCCCAUACACAAAAUUUAAAUAAUAUUGUCAUGCUUCCUUCUAACCUUAUUCAGCAAGUAAAAAAGAUUGCACCGAAGGAUGAAAGUUGGCUACAACAGCAACUAGUCCAAACUACUAACUCCUUGUCACCCAAUUCUGCUAACGUAAGCCCUAAUCUUAAUAUGAUUUCAAAAGAGGUCAAGACAGAAUACUGGAGUGGAGACGAAAUUGUAGAAGCAAAUGGAAUCCGCCCAAGAAAGCCUUGCAACUGCACAAAAUCUUUGUGCCUUAAAUUAUAUUGUGAUUGCUUUGCAAAUGGUGAGUUUUGCAAUAUGUGUAAUUGUACUACUUGCUACAAUAACCUGGACCAUGAAGAGGAAAGACAGAUGGCAAUCAAAUCGUGCUUAGAAAGAAACCCUACUGCUUUCAGGCCAAAAAUUGGCAAAACUAUCACAGGUAGUGAGGAAAGGCGGCAUAAUAAAGGAUGUAAUUGCAGGCGGUCCGGGUGUCUAAAAAAUUAUUGUGAAUGUUAUGAGGCAAAAAUACCUUGCUCACAAAACUGUAAAUGUGUCGGUUGUAAAAACUUAGAAAGUUUUAUGUACAAGAGAGGCCCCAUGUAUGAUGAUGACCGGAUACGAACGAAGGAUGGUGCAUCCUUUCUAAAAAUGCCUUAUGAUCAACAUUCUGCAGGGCAAAGUUUUUAUGUUAGGCAGGCAUUCAACCUUAUGACCAACGAGGUAGUCCAGGCGACCUGCCAAUGCUUAAUAGCCCAAGCUGAAGAAUGGGAGAAACAGUAUUCACGUGCCAACAUUGAUCACACGCAAUCACAAAUCAUCGAAGAAUUUGGUCGCUGUGUUGUUCAAAUCAUCGAAUGUGUAGCCAAGUCGAUAUCGCAACAACCACUUCCUUCAUCUUCAUAACUUAAACAUUUUUAUAUUGGAACUUUUCUAGUAGGAAUGUAGAAUGAAACAUCCAUGUUUUCAUUUACUUACUACACUUCCUAAAAAUAAGUUGUUUGACUUGUGGUAAGUAAUAUCCAUUACUUUAAAUAAGUUAUACACAAUGUUUUGUUUAAAUAGUUUUUAAAUUUUAUAUACAUAUAUUUAUUUAAUAACUUAUUAAACCAAUUUUAUUGACAUUUAAUGUAACAAAAAAUAUAUAUUUUAAGAAUUAAUUUCUGUAUAUUGUUUAAUGAUCCUUUACAUUAAAAUUAUUUAAAACAACAGCAUAAACACUUAAUAAUACAAUUUUUUGUUUUUCAAAUCAAGAUUUUAGAAUCAGUAAUAGAGGUGUGUGUAUGUGUGUGUAUGUAAGAGAAAGAGAGAGAGCUGAAUGUUCUGAGCAAAAAAAAAAAUUAACUGUUUUUCACUUUUCUUGUAAAUAUACUUACAUUUAAACAAAUUAAAUGUACUGCAAAACAUUCUUUUUUGGCAUCUGAUAUUUUACCAAACAACAAUAAUUAAAGAAUAAAUGUUAAUAUUGUAUAAAACAUGGAUUGACUGGAUUGGGUACAAAUACAAUUUCUACCCUUAAAUUUUGUUAUAGAGUUGAAAUAAUUUAUGUAAGUUUUAGGUAGUUUUAAAACAGUGUACAUAAAAUUCUGGUAUUACUAUUUUAAACCUUGUACAUAAUAUUGCAUUUGGUUUUGUAUGUAAAUGAAAUAUAUUUCCGCUGUCAAAAUAUAUAUUUCUUUAUUUGUGUACAUUUUUUUAAAAAUCAUUAAAGGUCAUAUCUGUGAGAAAAAACUGUAAUUCUGAAUUAUAUUUAAUUACUUUGUGUCA
Cimex lectularius (bed bug) is the source of this 3966-nucleotide messenger RNA. Its product is annotated as protein lin-54 homolog. The transcript is spliced from 12 exons. Lineage: Eukaryota; Metazoa; Arthropoda; Insecta; Hemiptera; Cimicidae. Gene Ontology annotation, biological process: regulation of DNA-templated transcription. The record is from RefSeq and is a predicted model, not a curated record. The coding region runs from base 709 to 3105 and encodes 798 amino acids. Gene Ontology annotation, cellular component: nucleus.